AUGAGGCGUCCGGGGGUCAGCCUUCGUGCAGCAACGGCGGAGGGCGUGGCGGGGCGGCUUCAGCACCACGCCCUGCAGCGCCACACACCACACCACGCCCUGCAGCACCACACACCACACCACCACACCACAACACCACAACACCACGCGCCUCAGUGCAUCACUACCACACCACGCCCUGCAACACCACACUACCACACCACCACACACCCUGUAAUACCACACCACUCUACACUACGCUAUACCACACCGUAUCAUUCAGCCACACCACACCACCACACCACACCACACCAUUUCAUUCGAUACCACACCGCACAACACCAUGAUAUCACUCAGCCUUGCCACACCACUCAGCCAAGCCACACUAUACCACAUAACACCACAUAG
Scylla paramamosain (green mud crab) is the source of this 387-nucleotide messenger RNA. Its product is annotated as histidine-rich glycoprotein-like. Bases 1 to 387 code for a protein of 128 amino acids. Lineage: Eukaryota; Metazoa; Arthropoda; Malacostraca; Decapoda; Portunidae. The record is from RefSeq and is a predicted model, not a curated record. The transcript has 2 exons.